This is a messenger RNA of Cajanus cajan (pigeon pea), 2772 nucleotides long. Its product is annotated as Pentatricopeptide repeat (PPR) superfamily protein. The record is from RefSeq and is a predicted model, not a curated record. Gene Ontology annotation, molecular function: protein binding. Lineage: Eukaryota; Viridiplantae; Streptophyta; Magnoliopsida; Fabales; Fabaceae.
UGCUCAACAUUGACAGCAUCCUGAACUCAAAGCAGCAAAUAUGUUUGAAUAGUUAGGGUUUGGAAUUGUGGGAAAUGAUAUGGAGCUGGUUGUGGGCAUCAACGGGAAUACGAAUAGGAUUGAGAUUGAAAAGAACACAAAGAGUGGGUGGUUGUGUCGUGUGUUUGUGUCACCAAUGCGAUUAUUCAUCGCAGAAGCAGAAAGGGAAAGUGAAGUGGACGUUGUCGAGAAGUCCAUCUGAUUUGGUCGCCCUCUCCCUUUUCCUGUGGUCAGCCCAGCGGCGGCACCCCGACACAGUCGCCUUGGAUGACAUGGUCACCGUGCUCCGCCGCCUCUCUGAGCGCUACAACACCGCCCCAGCCAUUCUCUCCGAGUUGGAGAGCAUCGGCUGUGGGUGUCUUACAAACCCUAAAUCUCAGUUGGUGUUUCUCAGGAUUUACUGGCGUGCAGGUAUGUAUGGAAUGCUCUUUGAGGCUUAUCACCAUAUGCAAGCCGCUUACACCUUUGUCCCCGACACCUUUGCUCGUAAUUUGCUUAUGGACGUUCUCUUUAGGAUUGGGAAGCCCCAUGUGGCUGUCACUCUCUCCCUUUUCAAUCAUUCCCACCCCCCUAAUUUCUUCACCUUCAACAUUGCACUUCUCCAUCUUUCCAACCUGAACCAUCUCCCUCACAUCACUCGCAUUCUUAGGCUUAUGCUCAGGGCCGGCUAUUCUCCCCCUCCUCUCACAUUUCAGACGCUUCUCAAUUCUCUCUGCAAGAUUAAUGCAUUACCGCAGGCUUAUCAGCUCUUGGCUCUCAUGACUGCACUGGGGAUCAAUUUCUCUGUCAAUAUUUGGACUAUUCUCAUCCACAAUUACUGUAAAUCGGGUCGCCUUCAUGUUGCUACCAACCUCUUCCACAAUAUGCUUCUGACCGGUUGUUCUCCUAAUAUUGUAACAUAUACCAACUUAUUUAAGGCUCUAAUGCAUUCCAACAUGGUAACCCGUGCUUUUCGUUUGUUUAAUGCAAUGUUAUCUGCUGGCCAAAUUCCAGAUUUAAUUCUUUGUAAUGUAUUAAUUCAUUGCCUUUCCAAGGCCGGAAGGUGCCAGGAUGCAAUUCAAGUUUUUCUCAGUUUAUCAGAGCGAAACUUCAAACCUGAUUCUUAUACCUUUACUUCAUUGUUAUCCGCAAUCUGUCUCUCCAGAAAGUUUUAUCUCUUACCCGAUCUAAUUCUAGUCUCCAGACAGAUAGAUGCUGAUUUAGUGUUCUGUAAUGCUCUUUUAAGCUCUCUUACCAAGGCCGAGCUUCCUUCUCUUGCUGUUGGAUUCUUUGACCAUAUGAUUCAUGAAGGUUUUGUGCCAGAUAAAUAUAGUUUUGCUGGAUUACUGAGUGCGCUCUGUGCCGCUAGAAGAUUUGAUGAAGCAGUUAAUGUGUACCGUGGUGUUGUUAUGAGUUAUCAUGAUACUGAUGCUCACAUCCAUACUGUAAUAACAGGUGAGCUUAUAAAGGCCGGAAAGUAUCACAAGGCUGCCGGUGUUUUCAAAUUUGCAGUCAUGAAUAAAUAUCCACUUGACAAUGUAGCGUACACAGUUGGCAUCUGUGCACUACUUAGAGGUGGAAGAACUCAAGAGGCUUCCACAUUGUAUGACCGGAUGAAGGACAAUGGUCUGAAACCCAGUGUCCAUACCUGUAAUAUGAUUCUUUUUGCUUUUUGUAAAGAAAGAGAUCUCCAGAUGAUAAAACAGAUUCUGCAAGAGAUGGUUGAUUCAAGGAUACAGCUGAGUGACACAAAUUUCUUCAACUUAUGUAAAUAUGCAUGUAGAUCAGAUCUGUAUCUUUCCGCUUUCAAAUUGUUGGCUGAGAUGAGAGAUUUGAAGUUAUUAUCUCCCAAGGCAUUGCAUGAGUUAAACUUUGGCAGGCAUACUGAAUGUGUACAAACAAAACAUAAACAUCAGGCAGAAGCAAAUACAGAAUGGAACCAAAUUCUGGAUGCAUCCAGUUCUGAAGAUCUGUCAGAUGUAGCUGCUUCAGUUGGUUGAACUCUUAUGUUAACCAUGUACCCAACUUCUGCUUGAAGGGUUCAUUCAAUUUCUAUACCGUGAAAUUCAUUAAUAUCCACGCCCUGUUUACUCUCCAAAGAAAGAUGGAUCUUAUCCCGAGCAAGUUUACUUGCCUUGUGAUUAUUGUAGUCAAUGUCCAAUAGAUUGCUGCCUCCGCGCAAUCACUUGUUCUUGCAGAUAGUUUGCACAAAAGAAAGACUGCACGAAAAUUGUUGUAUUGUUUAUGCAUCAUCCAUAUAUUUUCUUGAUAUAAGCUGGGAUGAGAUAGUGAGAAAAAGGCCGGGCAAAGAUUGAUUGCUUUGUCACACUGUUCAUAUAUGAUGUUGCAAGGGAUACCGUCAAUAUUACCUCCUCCAUUGACGUCUGUCUUUUAAAGCGCGCAUGCUCUUUUAUAUGCGAAUGAGCUUUUGGAGAUCAAAAAUUACUUGGGCAAAGAGUGGGAGUGCUCGCAGUCUCAUUCCUUUAAGGAGGGUGACAUAUGCGCUGAUGCACUUGCAAAACGUGGUACGGUUCAAGCGGAAGGCCCGGUAGUUACUCAAUGAGGCACCCUUGUUUUUACGUACUCUACUGUUAGCUCAGUCCGUGGGGGUUCCUUACAUGAGACUCUAGUUUGUGUUUAAACAUCUUGUUUUUGUUUUUUCUCUCUAUAUGUACCCAAAAAAAUAGUAAUGUCAAUAUGUUGACUUUAAUAUAUUGGGUUAAUACUUGAUAGGUUGGUUUAAGGUAGGUUCAA